AAAAAGUUACGUUUGUCUCUUCUCGAUUCAUUAACGAGCUUGUGCUGAAGCGUUUGAAGGCUUUUACGGUUACACAACACUUCGCAAGGGAGGAGAAUAAUCCACAGUCGAGCGGAAGAAGAUGCGAGCGUCUUCGUCACAUGCACAUGAAUGGACAGGUGACAGUGCGCAGGGAUGCCACAGGAGACAAAUAUAACGCAGAGCGAUUUGUGAGGGACCAGCAGCGGUGAACAAUGGGCAGCGAGCCGGGUCCAGUUCAGAUAGUGACGGUGUGUAAGGAGGAGCACUCCUUCACGCUGAACGAAGAAGCGCUGGCACGCGUUCUGUUGGCGCCCGAGGUCCGGGACAAACACGUGGUGGUUCUGUCGGUGGCCGGGGCCUUCAGGAAGGGCAAGAGCUUCCUGCUUGAUUUCAUGCUGCGCUACAUGCACAGAAAGGGUGAUAGGAACUGGCUGGGUCAGGAUGACGAGCCACUCACCGGAUUUUCUUGGAGAGGCGGUUCGGAGCCGGAGACAACCGGCAUCCAGAUUUGGAGCGAGGUCUUCCCCAUCCAAAAGAGUGACGGAACAGAGGUGGCUGUGGUGCUGAUGGACACUCAGGGAGCGUUUGACAACCAGUCCACAGUGAAAGACUGCGCCACCAUCUUUGCCCUCAGCACCAUGACCAGCUCCAUUCAGAUCUACAAUUUGUCUCAGAACAUCCAAGAAGACGAUCUGCAGCAGCUACAGCUCUUCACAGAGUACGGACGCCUCGCCUUGGAUGAAAUCUUCCUGAAGCCCUUUCAAUCCUUGAUGUUCCUGAUCCGUGAUUGGAGCUUUCCUUAUGAGUACACGUACGGCUUUAAGGGAGGCAAUGAAUUCCUGGAUAAGCGGCUGCAGGUUAAGGAGCAGCAACAUGAGGAGCUGCAAACAGUGAGGGAGCACAUCCACUCCUGCUUCACCAACAUUUCCUGCUUCCUGCUGCCUCACCCGGGGUUGAAGGUCGCCACCAGCCCUGCUUUUGAGGGACAACUCAGCGCCGUGGCGCCCGAGUUCAAAGAGCAACUGAAGGUUCUGAUCCCCAAUCUGCUGUAUCCCGACAACCUGGCCGUGAAGGAAAUAAAUGGCAAUAAAGUCACCUGCAGAGGCCUGCUGGAGUUUUUCAAGGCUUACAUCAAGAUCUACCAGGGAGAAGACUUGCCAGAGCCAAAGAGUAUGCUCAUGGCUACAGCUGAGGCCAACAACCUGGCAGCCGUGGCAGCAAGCAAAGACCAGUAUUACAAGAACAUGGAGAAGAUGUGUGGCGGAGACCUGCCCUACGUGGCUCCGGAGUCCCUGGAGGAGAAGCAUCACUUUUACUUCAAGGAGGCGCUUCACAGCUUCUCCUCCACCAAGAAGAUGGGCGGCCAGGAGUUUUGUGACCGUUACCAGGCCCAACUGGAGAAGGAGCUGGAGGAAAUGUGGGAGUCGUUCGCCAAGCACAACGAGUCCAAGAAUCUGUUCAGCGCCUUCCGCACGCCAGCGGUGCUGUUCGUGCUGGUGUGCUUCCUCUACGUGUUGUCCGGUGUGCUGUUCUUCAUCGGCCUGACCACCUUCGCCCUGGUGUGUGACUGCAUUCUGGGCUUGGUCAUGAUGGCCAUGCUGACAUGGGGCUUCAUUCGCUACACUGGCCGCUACCAGCAUGUGGGUGGUGCCAUCGACCAGGCCGCCGGCGUUGUCUUGGAGCAGGCCACUGUGGUGUUGAACAAGUCAAAAGGGCAGGGCGUCCCUAACGUAAAGAAAUCCAGUUAGAGGACCUGCAGAGCUUGAUAAUCUGGACGCAGCACAGCACGAGACCCCACAUUCCGCACUAAAAGCCUUAUCGUUCCACCCGCUCUGGGAGAAAGAAACAUGCAGCUCAAGCACACACGGACACAACAAGAAGAAAGAAAGAAAGAAAUGUUCCCAAAAAGCCAGCAUCUGUAUCUGCACGGGAGUGAAUCUUUAUUAUUAGACUGGAUUGCAUGCAUGGCAUCGCAUAUUCUGUCGUAAGUGCCACGUUUACAGCUGGGAGAACUUUUCAUUUAGCUUUUGAUUACUCAAGGCGGUUCGUUUGGGAUGCAAGCACAGCUUCUGCAAAAAUAUUGUCCCAUUCCAAAAUACGCUUGCUUAAAAGCUAAUAAUGUGUAGACAUUCCUCUUUUACUUUGUGCCUUAAAUCACUCCAUUCCUGUGAGAUUUAACAUUCCCGUUCAGUUUAUACACAUUAAUUUGCAUAGAAAGCUGAAGACGCACGAAGGAGAACAUUAUGCACUUUCUGUCUCAAGGUUGUUGAGGCCAAAUGAGAAUAUAGUCAAGAGAAAUUGUGUAUUCCAAAGUCUUUGUCGACCGUUCCCUCAGCGGUAACAUGUUACAUUUCGAUACAAGACACUAGAUUGUUUUCUUCGAUCCGUUAUUUAUAGGAACUUGUUUAGAACUCCAAAGAUUAUAUUGAUAUACUGUAUAUGAAAUAGCAUCCAGAUAGCCAAAGACUUAACUUAGCUUUUGUAGCCUCUUUUGAAUUCCAUUCCACUCUGUUGGUCUCAAUACUCGUGACUACAGAUUUAAAUGUGUUGUCUCAAAAUGGCAGUAAAAUGAUUAACAACAAUGCACUGUUGAAAGUGUUGAACGCAAAGAUCUAAAAAGGCUAAAAAAAAAAAAAGGAUGUCGACAGCAGACUGUGUUGAUGUACCGCAGAGAUGGAUGUCCUGUAGCACAGAUGCACCAAAUAAAACACUUGGAUCAUUCCCAAACAUUUUCACUGUCA
This is a messenger RNA of Dunckerocampus dactyliophorus (ringed pipefish), 2762 nucleotides long. RefSeq names its product atlastin 3 (gene atl3). The transcript is spliced from 15 exons. Gene Ontology annotation, molecular function: GTPase activity; GTP binding. The coding region runs from base 234 to 1769 and encodes 511 amino acids. The record is from RefSeq and is a predicted model, not a curated record. Lineage: Eukaryota; Metazoa; Chordata; Actinopteri; Syngnathiformes; Syngnathidae. Gene Ontology annotation, biological process: protein homooligomerization; endoplasmic reticulum organization.